AUGGAGUUAGGAAGCAUAGUGCAGUUCCUUGAGGACAAGUCCAUCUUACUCACAGGUGCUACUGGCUUCCUUGCAAAAAUCUUUGUGGAGAAGAUACUUAGAGUCCAACCAAACGUGAAAAAAUUAUAUCUUCUUUUGAGAACCACGGAUACUAAAUCUACCGAGCAUCGUUUGCAUCAUGAGAUAAUAGGAAAGGACUUGUUCAAGGUUCUGAAGAAAACCCUUGGAGCAAACUUCGAUUCCUUUGUAUCAGAAAAGUUGAGUGUGGUGGCUGGUGACAUUUCUCAAGAGAACUUGGAUUUGAAAGAUUCCAUUUUAAGGGAUGAGAUCUACAAUCAAACUGAUGUUAUUGUUAAUAUAGCUGCAACAACUAAAUUUGAUGAAAGAUAUGAUGUGGCAAUGGGCAUAAAUACAUUAGGAGUUCAGAAUAUCUUGAGCUGCGCCCAUCAAUGUAAUAAGCUCAAGAUGCUUGUCCACGUCUCAACAGCUUAUGUAUGUGGUGAGAGAGAAGGACUGAUAUUAGAAGAUCCACAGCACAUGGGUGUGUCACUGAAUGGAGUGCCUGGAUUGGACAUUGAAAUGGAAAUGAAAUUGGUGCAACAACAAUUGAAUCACCUUCAGCAGGAAGGAGCCACCCAACAUGAAAUUAAACUUGCUAUGAAGGAAUUGGGCAUCAAAAGAGCAACUUUGUAUGGAUGGCCAAAUACAUACGUCUUUACAAAAGCAAUGGGCGAAAUGCUUUUAGAAACUUCAAAAAGAAACAUGCCUAUUAUUAUUAUACGUCCUACGAUAAUCACCAGCACUUAUAGAGAACCUUUUUCUGGUUGGAUAGAAGGUGUAAGAACCAUAGACAGUGUUGCUGUUGCGUAUGGUAAAGGAACAUUAACAUGCUUUCCUGGAGAUAUGCAUGGAGUUUCCGAUGUGAUACCAGGUGACCUGGUGGUAAAUGCAAUGCUGGCGGCGAUGGUGGUGCAUGCAAAUCAGCCCAGUGAUAAUAUCACCAUAUAUCACGUGGGUUCCUCUGUUAGCAAUCCUAUGAGAUACCACAAUCUCUGCAACUACAUGUUCAGAUAUUUCACUGCAAAACCUUGGAUAAAUAGAAAUGGAAAGCCUGUCAAAGUUGGAAAACUUAUAAUGUUGAAUAACAUGGCAACCUUUCGCAUAUACAUGUUUAUUCGUUACUUGCUUCCUCUACUGGUACUUAAUCUGGUGAAUAAAGUUUUCUACAAGAAUUCCCAAGAAGUAUAUACCGACUAUUUCAGAAAGAUCCAUGCUGUUAUACGAAUGGCUGAUCUUUACAAGCCUUAUGUAUUUUUCAAUGGCAUAUUUGAUAAUAUGAACACAGUAAAACUGUUAGCAGCGGCAAGACAAUGUAUGGACUCAGAAGAAAUGAAUUUGUUUAACUUUGACCCAAAAGUUAUUGAUUGGGAUGACUACUUCAUCAGCAUCCAUUUUCCUGGUGUCGUCAAGUAUGCCUUCAAGUCAUAA
Molecule: messenger RNA, 1488 nt
Organism: Arachis stenosperma
Lineage: Eukaryota; Viridiplantae; Streptophyta; Magnoliopsida; Fabales; Fabaceae
Product: alcohol-forming fatty acyl-CoA reductase-like
Exons: 10
Coding region: 1-1488 (495 amino acids)
Biological process (GO): long-chain fatty-acyl-CoA metabolic process; suberin biosynthetic process
Cellular component (GO): intracellular membrane-bounded organelle
Molecular function (GO): alcohol-forming very long-chain fatty acyl-CoA reductase (NADP+) activity
Source: RefSeq, a predicted model, not a curated record